AUGACCCUACUUUUAUUAACGUGUAGUAUUUACGUUCUUUUAUUAUUUCAGUCACAUAUUAUUGGUGCAUGUCCAUCUGUUUGUUCAUGUCAUGGACCAAAUGUUGACUGUAGCAAUCGAGGUCUACAAACAAUACCAGCUGGUAUACCACGAAAUGUUUUUAAACUAGAACUUCAAUUCAAUAAUUUAUCAAUAAUCCGUAAAGAUGAUUUUAAAGCCUUUCGUCAACUACGUAUUUUAAAUCUUCAAGAUAAUCAAAUACAUACAAUUGAUACUGAUGCAUUUCGAGAUUUAAUAUCAUUAGAAAAAUUACGUCUCAACGGUAAUAAGCUAAAUCACCUUGCCGAUGGCACAUUUGCAUCGCUUAAACAACUUCAACGAUUGGAUCUCAGUUCUAAUCAAUUACGCGCCAUUAAAAAAGGAACUUUACAGGGCCUCCAAGUUAUUGAUAAUUUACAAUUGGAUCACAAUGAGAUCACUUGUAUUGAAGCCGACGCUAUUAAUGGACUCAAUCGUUUGGAGAUUGUCACAUUGAAUUUCAACAAUCUAACAACGCUACCAGUCUUACCAUUUGCACGACUGAUCGAUUUAAGGGUUUUACGUCUUCAUGAUAAUCAAUUCGUAUGCGAUUGUCGUCUAUUAUGGCUUGCUAAAUAUCUUAAAUUACAUCCAUUUCUUGGUCUUAAUGCACGAUGUCAAGAUGCUGAUACGUUGAGUUAUAAAGAUAUAACAUCAUUAAUCGAUGAUGAAAAACAAUGCAAUAGCAUGGAUAUUGAUGAUAUCGAUUAUACAUGUAAUGUACCUGUAUGUCCAUAUCCAUGUACGUGUUUUAAUGGUGUUGUCGAUUGUAAAGAUAAAGAUCUUAUGGAAAUUCCAAGAAAUAUUCCAGAUACAACAAUUGAAUUACGUUUGGAAAAAAAUCGUAUUAUGGAAAUUCCACCAAAAAUAUUUUUUCAUAUGAAAAAACUUCGACGUUUAGAUAUAAGCAAUAAUUUAAUAUCAACAAUUUAUCCUGAUUCUUUUGCUGGUCUAAAAUCACUUAAUUCACUUAUACUCUCAAACAAUCAGCUUGUGCAUUUACCAUUUGGUAUAUUUCAUCACGAAUUCACGCAUCUACAACUCUUAUUGCUUAAUGCAAAUAAAUUAGUAUGUGUACGUGGUGAUACAUUUCGUGGAUUAGAAAAAUUAAGUUUAUUAUCAUUAUAUGAUAAUAAACUUAAAACAUUAGUUAAUAAUACAUUUACACCAUUGAAAAGUAUUCAAACAUUACAUUUGGCUCGUAAUCCAUUUAUAUGUGAUUGUCAUCUUCGUUGGUUAAAUGCUUAUUUACGUGAAAAAACAAUUGAAACAAGUGGUGUUCGUUGUGCUGGACCAAGACGUAUGGCAAAACGAAAAUUUGGUGUUUUAAAUGAUCGAAGAUUUCGAUGUCGAAAUCGAAUGGAAUAUGAACAAACAGCUUAUAGUACGCAAUGUGAAAUACAAUGUCCAAAAGGAUGUACAUGUGAUGGUACAACUGUUAUUUGUCGUGGAUUACAAUUACAAGAAAUACCUAAUGAUAUACCACCGUUUACUACUGCACUUCAUCUACAAGAUAAUUUAAUCAAGCGAGUUCCACGUGAUGGUAGUUUUCGACGUUUAAGAAGUCUUCGUACUCUUGAUUUAAGAAAUAAUCGAUUAGAAGAAAUUGAUGAUGAUGCUUUUGAUGGAGCUGAUUCACUCAAUGAAUUAUUUUUAAGUGAUAAUAAUUUAAAUAUAAUAACACCACAAACAUUUCAUGGUUUAAAAAAUAUUCGAACAUUAAUGUUACGUACAAAUAAAUUAACUUAUAUUAAAAAUGAUACUUUUUCUGAUAUGGAUGCACUUAAAACAUUAUCAUUACAUGAUAAUCGUAUUAAAUGUAUUGCACCAGGUUCAUUUGAUCGAUUACGAUCAUUAUCAGCUUUGGAUCUUUUAUCAAAUCCAUUUGUAUGUAAUUGUCAUAUGAAAUGGUUAAAAAGUUGGUUGAAACAAAGUAAAAUUGUUACUGGAUAUCCUAGAUGUAUGUCACCAACAAAACUACGAAAUAUUCCUAUUGUCAAUUUAACUGAUGAUGAUUUUGUUUGUAAUCCUACCGAAAUCGAUGCAUGUGAUGUAUCGUAUCCAAAUCAUUGUCCACAAAAUUGUUCAUGUUAUAAUCAUAUUGUACGAUGUUCACAUGCACAUUUAAAAAAUAUACCAUAUGAACAAAUGCCAUUAGAUACAGAAGAAUUAUAUUUAGAUGCAAAUGAUAUACAAGAAAUACCAUUAGAAUUAACAAAUCGUCUUAUUUAUUUGAUAAGAAUUGAUUUAAGUUAUAAUAAAUUACGUUCAAUAUCAGCAAAUAUAUUUUUAAAUUUAACUCGACUUGAAACAUUAAUAUUAUCUUAUAAUAAAAUUCGUUGUUUAGAAUCAGCAUCAUUUAAAGGUUUAAAAAAUUUAAGAAUUUUAUCAUUACAUGGAAAUGAAAUUUCAACUAUACCAGAAGGUUCAUUUAAUGAUCUUACAGCUUUAUCACAUGUUGCACUUGGAGGUAAUCCACUUUAUUGUGAUUGCCAUUUGGGUUGGUUAUCAUCAUGGAUUAAAACGGAUUAUGUUGAACCUGGUAUUGCUCGAUGUGCUGGUCCACCUCAAAUGGCAAAUAAACUGCUUCUCACAUCUCCUAUCUUCUUUUUUCAAUGUAAUAAUGAAACGGAAUCAAAUCGUUAUCAACAACAAUGUGAUCCAUGUUUAAAUGAAGAAAAUCCUUGUGCGAAUAAUGGUUCAUGUCGUGGAAUAUCAAUGGAUAAAUUUAUAUGUCAUUGUUUACCAGGUUAUCAUGGUGAACGUUGUGAAAAAUUAAUUGAUGCUUGUUUUGAUAAUCCAUGUAAACAACAAGGACAAUGUCAAACAUUAUCUGAUGGUCGUUUUAAAUGUCAUUGUUUACAUGGUUUUACAGGAUAUCGAUGUGAAAUUAAUAUUGAUGAUUGUAUCUUACAUCGAUGUCAAAAUAAUGGAACAUGUAUUGAUAAAAUAAAUGAUUAUUCAUGUAAUUGUUUACCAUUAUUUACUGGAAAAUAUUGCGAAGCAAAAUUAAAUUGGUGUGAUGUAAAUUUAAAUCCAUGUCAAAAUAAUGCACGUUGUUUAACAACAAAUAAUGGUUAUAAAUGUGAAUGUUCAUUAGGUUGGGGAGGAAUAAAUUGUACGGAAAAUUUAAAUGAUUGUUCAAAUCAUGUAUGUCAAUUUGGUGUAUGUGUUGAUGGUCUUAAUGGUUAUACAUGUAAAUGUGAUGUUGGUUUCAGUGGAAAAUAUUGUGAAAUCGCACCACAAUUAAAAUCAUCAUUUAUGAAAAAUAUAACUAAUAUAUCUCCAACACGAUGUUCACCGGAUAUUUGUUCAAAUAAUGGUAUUUGUUAUGAAGAAUCAUUAAAUAUUCUUCGUUGUCGUUGUUAUCCAGGUUUUAUUGGUGAUCGUUGUGUUAUGUUAAAAAGUAUACAUUCAAUAACAAAUGAUUCAUAUAUGAAAUUACCUAAACCAAAUGUAUAUCCACGUUCAAAUAUUACAAUUGUAUUUAGUACAAUACAUAAUAGUGGUGUUUUAGUUUAUUUUGGUCAUUUGGGACAUUUAGUUGCUGAAAUUUUUAUGGGUAGAAUACGUGUUAGUUAUGAUGUUGGAAAUUCACCGGGUUCAGUUAUGUUUAGUUAUGAUACUGUUAAUGAUGGAAAAGUUCAUGAAUUACAAUUAAUUAGUAUUGGACAAAAUUUUAGUUUAACUGUUGAUCGUGGUUAUACACGUUAUAUAAAUAAUCGUGGUCAAAAUGCUUAUUUAAAUACAAGUGAUAUACAUGCAUUAUAUAUAGGUGGUUUACCAAAUGAUUUAACAGCUAGAGCUUUACAAUUAUGGCAUAUACGAGAAGCAAUAUCAUUUCAAGGUUGUAUUCAUGCAUUGUAUAUAAAUGAUGAUCCAAUAAAUUUUGCUAAUGUUGAUUAUCGUCAUAAAGUUUUACCUGGUUGUGAAACUAAUGAACGUAAUCAAUUAUCAUGUGCAACUUCUACAUGUCAACAUGGUCAAUGUCGUCUUGAUGGUUUAGAUUAUAAAUGUAUAUGUCAUGAAGGUUAUACAGGAUUAACUUGUAGUCAACCUAUAACAACAUCAAUUGCAUUACCAUUAAUAAAUUCAUGUGAUUUAAUUAUUGAAAAAGGAUUUUAUAUUGAUCCAUUAACAAAAUGUACAAGUAAGAGACGUUUACGUAUGACAAAAUGUUCAGGUUUAUGUUCAUCAUUAAAUAAUGGUACACAAACAUCAUGUUGUAAACCAGUUGAACCAAAACGACGAUUUUUUCGCAUGACAUGUGCGAGUGGUUUUUCUUAUAGACAGUCACUUGACUUUUUUAAACGAUGUACUUGUUCAAAUACUGUUUGUUAG
Rotaria sordida is the source of this 4419-nucleotide messenger RNA. Lineage: Eukaryota; Metazoa; Rotifera; Eurotatoria; Philodinida; Philodinidae. The record is from the annotation of a GenBank genome assembly.